Helobdella robusta is the source of this 759-nucleotide messenger RNA. RefSeq lists its product as hypothetical. The transcript is spliced from 5 exons. The record is from RefSeq and is a predicted model, not a curated record. The coding region runs from base 1 to 759 and encodes 252 amino acids. NCBI's taxonomy places the organism in Eukaryota, Metazoa, Annelida, Clitellata, Rhynchobdellida, Glossiphoniidae.
AUGAUUAUUAUCACAUUCGAUCGUACUAGAUUUUGGUCGCAGUACAUUUCUGGAUACGUUUACAGCUGGGAGCCAUUCCCAACGAAAACUACGGUUAAGCAUAUGAAUAUUUUUUUAUAUCGCAUUUGCUUGCGACACAAAACAAAGGUGAGGAAUGUGGCAUUAGACAAGUUGACGGCUGUCGUCUUCGAACCAAUAACAUGCACCUCUGUCUCAACGCCUCCAGCCAGCAGAUGGCUCUGGAAUGUUACUGUCCUGGCGGGUCCUACAGAUGAAACAGCUACGUACAACAUUACAGGUAGCAUCAUCACGUUCAGUCGCCCUGGUCGCUACAGAAUCAGCUGCACUGCGUUCAAUACGUUCGAUGACGAAACAACAUCGAGUAGUGUACUUGCUGAGCUGUUUAUCGUCGUAACGAACUCCAUGAAAAGGAUUCACGUCGCGGGUAGCAGGCUGCAGUCGUUUCACGUCAUAACCCUAUACCAGUUUGUGACGUGCGACAGCAGAGUUUUCGACAUUAUGGAAAGUUCUGAAGCCUGGAGAAGGAAGACAGUAUGGAUAUCGUUGUGUCUCAGCUUCUUCUUCAUAAUUAUGAUCACCGGAGCUGUUGUGUUGUACUACAAGAAGAGAAUUUUUAAGAAUGCUGACAUUUUUGCUUUAGAUAAAAGAGGUUUAGCUCAGAAAGUUCAACUUUUACAUUUUAUACUUGUUAAGAUAUGCGGCGAUGUUGCAUUGAAUUACUGUUUUAGUUUAUUAUAA